Molecule: messenger RNA, 1938 nt
Organism: Nematostella vectensis (starlet sea anemone)
Lineage: Eukaryota; Metazoa; Cnidaria; Anthozoa; Actiniaria; Edwardsiidae
Product: protein FAM8A1
Exons: 5
Coding region: 443-1414 (323 amino acids)
Source: RefSeq, a predicted model, not a curated record
UGGAAGUGCUUUCUUCUGCUUUCCCUUUGUCCAUUACCGCAAUUCCGUGGGGAUCAUUUCGGGUCCUGGGAUCAUUCCGGGUCCUGUACAGAAACAUGUCUCAACAAGUCUCAGUGUCUGAAUUCUCGCGUCUGAUAGAAGACAAUAAACAUUCCACACAUAUUUUAGGUGUUCACGGUUUUACUGGUUACGCUGUAAUUAUGAGAUAACUCGGGAAGGCGUUUACUACAUUUUGGGUUAAAUUUCCAGGUCGCUUUUGUUAUCCAAUCCCGGUCGCUGUUUACUACAAACCCCUGUCUCGUUCAUGUUCAGGCGGCAAAAAAUCCGCCGGUAAUGUUCCUUGGUCCUGUUUUUACCACUUCGCAGGAUCCAGGAACGCCUAAUCAAUUUUGGAUGUUCUAAAGUUCAUAACCGUGAGAGCCUGGAGACAAACAACAUCAAGAUGGCGGACCCUGUUCGUCGCCCAAAACAGGAAGACUCCGCGAAAAGGUCGUCACCUGGCGAAACCCCCGGCUCCCAAGACAAAAAUACGAUGGAUUCAGAUAAAACAGGACUUUCCUCUUCAACUGAAGAAAAUUCAACUCCUGAAUCGUCUCCUAGUCAGAAUAAUGAGCUCUGGAACUCUAUGUCGUAUUGGUAUUAUAUGCAGUCAUAUUACCAAUAUUAUUACAGUAUAUCUUAUUUUUACACGUAUUACUACUGGCAAAUGGUGUCUUCACAACAAAGUCAGACCGGAAAUCAAGGACCGCCGGGUUUCGCUGGAGGGAAUGGCCCGUUUCCGCCGCAAAAUACUGCAAAUAGAGGAUCUACUGCACCAUUUUUACGACCACAGAUACAACAACCAACCAGUUGUGAUGCUCGUGUUGCUUCGAUACAGAAAAGAGUUGUGGCUGAGCUGCUGGACUUUUUAUUCCUAUAUUUCACCAAAUUUUUAGUGUUUUCAAUAUUCUAUAAUAACAUGGAACGAUUCACCCAGCUUCAAUACUCUCUGAUCAUUGAUGAAAACACAAGUUUGAAAGAACUGGAGGAAAUUCUCAUCCAAGCGCUCACCUACAGGCUUAUGGUAUUCAUGUAUGAGACCUUGUUCAUCAUAGGCGGCCUAUUCGGCGGCCUUGGUGGUGCUACGCCUGGUAAAUACUUUAUGGGUCUCUCUGUGGUGUCUGCAGAUAGCGUUGACUUUCUGUCUGUCGACGCCCAGGGGCAUGAUAUCGUCAGGGCCAUGCCUGGAGGGAACCCUGGACUGUGGAGAUCAGGCAUAAGGGCCCUCGUCAAGAACUUCUCCAUGACUUUCCUGUUUCCCAUCUUUAUCACUGUGUUCUUCUUCCAAUACAACCGGACAAUUUAUGACAUCCUUGCGGGCACUGCCGUGGUCGAAAAUGCAUCUCGGCGUCAGCUGCGUCAGCACCAACAAUAAUCACUCUCGGCAGAAAAACUAUAUGUACAGCUUUCAAGAAACUCAUUAUUUUGUGUUUUAACUUUAGCAGCAUCAACAAUAAUCACUCCCGGCAAAAUAACUAUAUGUACAGCCUUCAGGAAACUCUUUUUUUUCUGUUUUAACUGUAGCAGCACCAACAAUAAUCACUCCCGGCAGAAUAACUACACGCACAGCCUUCAGGAAACUUGGCAUUUAGUAUUUUAACUCCAGUAACAUCAAUUAUCACUCGGCAGAAUAACUACAGCCUCCAGGACAUCAGUGUUCUGUGAACCUCUUUUUAAUUUAUUUUGCGCAUUAUUCUGUUUGUCUCUGUACCUUUAUGAAAUUAAAUGUAAAGAAAAAAAUAAUUAGUGUACAGCUCUUUUACAUCUAGUGAAAGAUUUAUAUACAUGUUUGGUCUUAGUUUUGAUAAAAGUUUACCAUUGCACACAACUGUGAACUUUUAAAGCUGCAUUAAAAUAAAUGUAAUGUAAAGCAAUUAAAAUAAAUGUAAUGUAAGUUUA